UUCCCCAUUAAAAUCUUCUCAUAAUCCCAGAAAUUAAAAAACCCAGAAUCGAAAUUCCAGAAAUUAGAAAAACCAGGCCCAGAAUCAAAAUCCCAGAAAUCGAAAACUCAGAAAUCAAAAAACCUAGAAUCAAAAUUGCAGAAAUUAGAAUUUAAAGAAAGAAGAAUCAAAUUCUAACCAUGCCGAAGAAAUUGGGAGUGAAUAGCAAAGCUGAGGAAGCCAAAGCUAGGAAAGCAGCUGCAGAAGCCGAGAAAAAGGACAGGGAAUCCAAACAAAAGGAAGACAAAUACUGGCGGGAAGCCGAAGGACCCAAAUCAAAAGCCGCCAAAAAACGUGAAGAAGAUGAACAAAAACGUGCCGAAGCCGCCGCUAAAAAAGCUGAGGCGCGCCGAUUAGCCGAGUUAGAGGAGAAGGAACUUGAAAAGUCACUCAUUAAACCCGACAAGAAAGCGAACCGGGUGGCGGGUGCAGUGGUACCAAAAGUAACUGAAGCGGAGCUCAGAAGAAGGAAGGAGAAAGAAGAGGAGGAGUUGAAGAAAAAGGCGGAGGAGACGAAGAAGAAACAAAGUAGAAUGGCUGAGGAACAAGAGUACGAGAAGCUUGUUUUGGUUGAGAAUAAGAAUAGAGAUGAUGAUUUGAUUGAAGCUCAUAGUGUUGAAGAAGCUCUUGCACAAAUGUCUGUUGGGGAGAGUUUGCCUGUUGAUAAACAUCCCGAGAAAAGAUUAAAGGCAUCUUUUAAGGCUUUUGAAGAAGCCGAAUUACCAAGGCUGAAGGCUGAGAAACCGGGUCUGACUCACACCCAAUAUAAGGAAAUGAUAUGGAAAUUGUGGAAGAAAUCUCCAGACAACCCUCUUAACAGAGUUGCUGAGGCUUGAAGUGUUGUAACAGAUAAUCUCAAUAAUUGUGGCGUAUAUUCUAUGUACAAGGUAAUAUAUAACCAAGGCUACCAUUCGCCAUGCUGAUCAUCUAAUUCGAAGGUGAAUUUGAGUUAUUAUACUUUGUCUGUAGAAUUUCUCUUCACGCUGUAUUUGCUGAGUGAAUUUUGUGAAAUACUGUUGAUAAUUAGCUACAAUGUUCAUCAUGGUGAUGUGUGAUUCAAUUUCUUUGUACCUCAUAAUAAAUAAUUGAUUUUAACCUGGAGGCUUAAUCUUAUCACUCUUUGAUGUUCUAAUUUAUUUACAACA
This is a messenger RNA of Amaranthus tricolor (Joseph's coat), 1184 nucleotides long. RefSeq lists its product as uncharacterized. Lineage: Eukaryota; Viridiplantae; Streptophyta; Magnoliopsida; Caryophyllales; Amaranthaceae. The transcript has 3 exons. Gene Ontology annotation, biological process: transcription by RNA polymerase II. Gene Ontology annotation, cellular component: nucleus. Gene Ontology annotation, molecular function: transcription coactivator activity. The coding region runs from base 180 to 875 and encodes 231 amino acids. The record is from RefSeq and is a predicted model, not a curated record.